AGAGAGAGAGAGAGAGAGAGAGAGGAGAGCGCGCGCGCGUGAGACAUACCUGCACACAGACAUCGGCAAGAGUUGUCAGUCAGCGCGUGAGUGAGCUGCGGAAGGACUGCUUCGCAGACAUGUGGAGCCCCACGCACGUUCAGGUCAUUGUUCAACGUGCCAAGGGCCUCCUAACCAAAGGGAAAAAUAAGACCAACGAUUGCUUCGUGACGAUCGCCCUUGGCAAAGAGAAGUACCAGACGUCGGUGAAGGAAAAAGCCAGCGAGAAUGUGGAGUGGCACGAGGAAUGCGAGCUGCAGAUCCCGGAGCAAGGUAACACCGCUGAGAUCGUGCUCACGGCGCUGCACAGGAACUUCCUCAGCGUCGACGAGUUUCUCGGCACCGUGCGCAUACCGCUGGCCAGCUUGGACAUCUACGAGUUGCCCAAGAACAGAUGGUACGAGCUGACAAGCAAGCCAGGCAAAGAGAACACGAAGGAGCGCGGCAAGUUGGAAGUGCGCAUCGUGUUUAUCGUGCGCGCGGGAAGCUUGACCGACCUGACGAAAAAGGAGCGCCACAAAAGUUCGUUGGGCCAACUGUCGUCGGCGGCGCAAUCAUUCGGCGGAAGUUUGCUCAGUAUCGGCAGCCUCGAGAAGCGCAAAGGAUUGAAAAAACUAGCCAAGUCGAUCGGAAGUAAAGUCAAGGGGAAGAGUCGCAGUAAAAGCAAAUUGGACGACAUCUGUGACGAGGAAGAGUUCAGGGUCAGAGAAAGGCCACGAACGGCUGGACAAGAGCACGGCGAGGCUGAUCCUGGUGUUGUCAGCGACGAAGAUGACGACUUCACGUUCGACGACCUGUCGCACAAGAGCUCGACAUCGUCAUUAAACUUCUCGGCGCCGGCGGCGAACAACACCACAACUAGUAAUAGCACAUGGAACAAGAACAACGAGAAUAACAGUCGUAACGCCAGCGCGGAUACCGCUAAUAACGAACCUGUCGGCAAGCAGACGCCACCGAAACCACCGCGAUUCGCUCUUGGCAAUGGUAGUCCCAAAACCGAAGCUAAACCGCAUCCACCAGCGCCCGAGGAUGAGUGGGGACAGAAGCUCUACGGUAUACAGACUGGCAAUGCGCUCAAGAGGUGGGAAAACAAGCGAAUGAGUCCAAAAAUCGUGAUAGAGGAGCCCCGCGAAGCUAUCAACAAGUCAGACUCAUUGGAACGCAGCAACUCGCCAAUAACACGGUUACGCGGUGAGAUUACCAAUCAGCAGCAGCAGAUGUUGAGCAAUAAGAAAGAAAAAGAGAACAAAUACAAAAUCACACCCAGCAGGGAAAUCGAGAAGCACGACAAGAAGAAAGAGAAAAACAAUAAAUCUUCGUCCGAGAGAAUAAUCAUUGGUGGCGAAGAGACGAAAAUCAUUGAAAAUAACAAAGUCAAUAGUUCACAACGUGUCAAAUUGCCAAGAGAAAUUGUUGAACAGUUCGAGGGUAAAUCCAGAGAGGAUUUGAUCGAGUUGGUGAUGCAGUUGCAACGUGACGUGGCUGAUAAGAAAAAACGACUGCACGACCUUGAAGAUUACAUCGAUGGUCUACUUCUCAGGGUGAUCGAGUGCUCACCGCGACUUUUGCAAAAUCCAUAUCCAAACAGACGUCUUUCGUCGCCUGGACACCAGUGACAAGGUCUUCCCAACGACGCGCUCGCGCGUCGUUCAAAUACUGUACAUAGAUGAUAUUAUUUAAUUUCUUCACUAUUUUUUUACGCCCGUCCGACAAUUUGUAUUUCCCCUACUUCUAUAUCUACCCAUCGAGAGAGCCGAGCUUACUCGUGAAUCAUUUGUUUUUUCACAUUUUUAUUUUUAUUUGAUGACUCCGCGUAGUAAUGGAUCGAGUGAAAAUGUUGUUUAAUUAGUGAAGAAUUCUAUUCUAUUUCGUGAGAAUGUAAAAGCGUUGAACUUUUUAUCAGCGUAUUGUUGAACGUUAAAUUAGUGAAAUUUAAUUGUGUCAAUACUUUAAUGUGCUAAAAUUUCAUGGCAAGAAAAUUUUAAUUUAUUCGAGCCUGAAGUGAGAAAAUCCAUUAUCAUUCUUACAAAACAAUUGUAGUAUUUUUAUUCUUUGAAGUAAUGAUUUUAAUGAUUAUUAAAUUUUAAUUUUGAAAAUUCAAGUGCAAUUUUAUUAUUAGACUUUAACACGUUUAGAGUAACUUAUAUUUUAAGCCUACAUUAGAUUUAUUUCUGAGGUCUCGUGUGCAUCGUUCAAGAAAUCAAUGUAAAAAAAGAAAUUUUAAAAAUAGUUUUAAUUUACUUUGAACAAAAAUAUCUGAUCUUCUCAAUUUUAAACAAUGCUUAAAAGAACUGUUUUAAUUUAGAUUGCGUAGUCUUAUUUUUAUAUCAUAGAGAAAAAAUAUUGAAUCUUUAUCAUAAACAUACUUGCCUACAUCAUAUAUCCCUUGAUGUUUCUAUCACGUUGAAACAAUUGUAAUGAUGAUGAUAAUAUACUAAUAUCGACUGUCAAUUUUUCCACGAUAUAAUAUGCGUUGCAUAGUGUUGAUGGAAUGGAAGCAAUUACGGUAAUUGCUCGUGGGUCCAAUUUUGUUUAAAUCCCUUAGCAUCUAAUAUAUUAUAUAAA
Messenger RNA from Phymastichus coffea, 2604 nucleotides. RefSeq names its product rab11 family-interacting protein 1 (gene Rip11). The record is from RefSeq and is a predicted model, not a curated record. Gene Ontology annotation, biological process: regulated exocytosis. Bases 120 to 1655 code for a protein of 511 amino acids. The transcript has 7 exons. NCBI's taxonomy places the organism in Eukaryota, Metazoa, Arthropoda, Insecta, Hymenoptera, Eulophidae. Gene Ontology annotation, cellular component: intracellular membrane-bounded organelle. Gene Ontology annotation, molecular function: small GTPase binding.